Molecule: messenger RNA, 2411 nt
Organism: Chelonia mydas (Green sea turtle)
Lineage: Eukaryota; Metazoa; Chordata; Testudines; Cheloniidae
Gene: ANP32A
Product: acidic nuclear phosphoprotein 32 family member A
Exons: 7
Coding region: 398-1123 (241 amino acids)
Biological process (GO): nucleocytoplasmic transport; regulation of apoptotic process
Cellular component (GO): perinuclear region of cytoplasm; nucleus
Molecular function (GO): histone binding
Source: RefSeq, a predicted model, not a curated record
CUGCAAAGUCGUCCCUUGGCAGCGUGGAGGAGCCUGUAUCUUUAAAUGGAGCGUUGGUAGCUCGAAAUGGAACGUUGUGUUCGUGAGCAUUCUGCGGCCUGGUGACUAACGUUCGGAGGAGCCUGGAAAGUCAGUCACGCUCUCGCCAGUAGCACCUGGCUGCGUCUCCCCUUUACACCCACCGUCAGCGCGGGCAUUAAUACCAGUUUGUUGUUGUUCGUUGUCCAAAUCCCGAUAGUACUUGCUUCCACGGAGCUGGAAGAAGCAAACAGACAUAGAAAGUCGUUUGCACAGUGGGGUUUUUUUGUUUUUUUGUUUUUUGUUUUUUUGAGAUGGCUUUAAAAUGUCUGCAGCAGCUUCCAAAGGGAGGGGAACGCAUUAUUGAUGAGUUGGGAAUAUGCUUUCUUCCUGGGCAGGGCCCUGCGGGAAGGUUAAAGAACUCGUUCUUGACAACUGUAGGUCAAAUGAAGGCAAAAUUGAAGGACUCACAGAUGAGUUUGAAGAGCUGGAAUUCUUAAGUACAAUCAACGUAGGCCUAAGCUCAGUUGCAAACUUACCAAAGUUAAACAAACUUAAGAAGCUCGAACUAAGCGAUAACAGAAUCUCAGGAGGACUGGAAGUAUUGGCAGAAAAAUGUCCAAACCUCACGCAUCUAAACCUAAGCGGCAACAAAAUAAAAGAUCUCAGUACAAUAGAACCUCUGAAAAAAUUAGAAAACCUGAAGAGUUUAGAUCUUUUCAAUUGUGAGGUAACCAACUUGAACGACUACAGAGAAAAUGUGUUCAAGCUCCUCCCACAACUCACGUAUCUCGACGGUUAUGACCGGGAUGACAAAGAAGCCCCAGAUUCCGAUGCAGAGGGCUACGUGGAGGGCCUAGAUGAUGAAGAGGAGGAUGAAGACGAAGAGGAGUAUGAUGAAGAUGCUCAAGUAGUAGAAGAUGAAGAGGAAGAUGAGGAGGAGGAGGAAGGAGAAGAGGAGGAUGUGAGCGGGGAAGAGGAGGAAGAUGAAGAAGGUUAUAACGAUGGUGAAGUAGAUGAUGAUGAUGAAGAGGAAGAAAUUGAAGAAGAAAAGGGGCAGAAGAGAAAACGAGAACCCGAAGACGAGGGUGAUGAAGAUGAUUAAACUGAAUAACCUAUUUUGAAAGUUUCCUAUUGUGAUUUGACUGUUUUUACCCUGUAUUCUUCCCCCCUUCCCCCCCUGAACUUUUUUUUUUUUUUCUUUCUGAUUGUAAUGUUGCUGUGGGAAUGAGAGGGAAAGCGUAUUGGGUGGGCGAGGGAAAAUGCUAUUUUUACUGCCACUCCUACUUUUCAUUUAAAAUUUUUUUUUGUCCCUUUUAGUUCCUGACUGUAAAUGCAAUAGAAAGUAUAAACCAAGUGGCAAUUUGUUUCUUGUUAUUGGAGUGGAUCGUUUGACAUCUUAAACUUAAGAUCAGUAGAGGAUAUCCAAAAUAGACAUACAGUCUGUUUUGAGAUAGCUAAAUAUCUCUGGUUGUUGGGAUUUACCAUCUCUGCCAGUCACUAAGCAUAUUGUAAGAUUUUCUGGGGGGAUGCUGCAGAUCUAGGCAGAGCAUCCAGUCCACAGCAACAGGUGUGAGAAUGGCAUAUUGAUAAAGUGAUUUCUUUGUUGCCUGUUUGUGAAUGACUGCCAUUUUCAGCCAAAGCUUUCCCUGCUUCUGUAGGUAACUCUUAUUUUGCUGUUUGUAAAUAGUGACCAAAUGUGUUCUUUUUGUUUUUCCUUUUGUUGAGUUCCUUUGGAUCUGGUUUAUGGGGUGACUACUUUGCAAUCCCCCUCUGUGUGUUGUUUUUUUGGGGGUUUUUUCCUUUCUAUUUUGGUUUUGUUUUUUUUUUUUUGGCCUGGGAUACAGCCAAUACACUGAAAAUGGCAGGCAUUUAAAUAUAUAUAUAAAUAUAUAUAUAAAAAAGUGUUCCUAAUUCCUGAGUUACUAGUGAAAUGAAUUUGACAAUUGUAAUAAAAAAAUGUUUCAACCCUUUUAAAUAAGGUGUGUACUAUUUUGGUCUGUAAUAUAUAACGACACUUAGCCAAUUUUAAGUGAUGAGAAACGACUUCCACUUGUGCUAUAUACUUAGAAAAUUUUUACAAACCUAAAUACAGGAGACAGUACAGCAUGUAGUGUAGGAGGUUUCUUUUCAUACACGCAAGCACGAAAUACUAAUACAAAAUUGUAUUUUCUUACCUAGUGGAAGUCAGUAAAAUGACUGAAAAUACCUAGUGAAUGUACAGUUUUACUUUCAUAUCCCUCUUUAAAAUAGCUUUAGAAGUGACUUGUAUUUCCUAGUCAAUAUUUCAUCUGUAUAAAUACAUUUGCAAGUUUUUUUUUCCCAGAAGAGCCAAACUUUUGAGUUUUAUGUCUGUUUGUCAUUGAUGAAUUUCAAUAAAUCUUUUUAUACAA